UGUGGGAAAGAAUGCAGAGAGGGUUUCACACGAACCGGGAGCACGCGAGCGGCGUAUAAGUAGCGCGGCGGCGUGUGGCACAGGCAGAGUACUCGAGUGAUAGACGUGCGCCUUUACGCACGCUGCUGUAGGUCAGGUGACAGCGCAGUGACAACAGACGCACAGUGAACGACUGCCAGUGGCUAGAAAACAUCUUUUGAGCUUUUUUUAAAAAGCAUUUUUUAUACUUUUCGGUCGUUUCCGACACCAAGGAUUUACUCUUUUACGUAUUGCCCUGAUUUGAUCCACAAUGCCAGCGGACACCAUGGAGAAGCAGACGGCGUCACCUAUCGCCGGCGCUCCUGCAAAUGGAUCUCACACACCGGACAAACCCAAAAAUGCCAGCGAGCAUAGAAAGUCGUCCAAGCCCAUCAUGGAAAAACGACGUAGAGCGAGAAUUAACGAAAGUCUCGGGCAGCUCAAGACCCUCAUCCUGGACGCACUUAAGAAAGACAGCUCCAGACACUCCAAACUGGAGAAAGCAGACAUCCUGGAGAUGACAGUGAAACACCUGAGGAACCUGCAGCGCGUCCAGAUGAGCGCCCUGUCAGCAGACACCACCGUCCUGAGUAAAUACAGAGCCGGAUUCAACGAGUGCAUGAACGAAGUGACCCGCUUCCUGUCCACCUCAGAGGGGGUGAACACCGAGGUGAGGUCCCGGCUCCUCAGCCACCUGUCCGGCUGCAUGGGCCAGAUGAUGUCCGUGAACUACGCACAGCAGGUGCCGUCCCAGCAGGCACACCUGGCUCAGCCUCUCCACGUACAGCUCCCGUCCACUCUGCCCAUCAGCGGCGCAUCCAUGGGCUCGAAACUCAGCCCGGUCGAGGCCUCCUCUCCGAAGGUCUUCGGUGGCUUCCAGCUGGUGCCCGCCACAGACGGACAGUUCGCUUUUUUGAUCCCUAACCCGGCCUUCGCCUCCGCCACCGCCUCUGCUCCCGUCAUCCCGCUUUACUCGAACGCAGGAGUGUCGGUGGCGGUGAACGCCAGCCCGGUCCACGGCAGCUCCGCGCCCACUGCAACGUCUCCAGUCCACGGCAUGACGUCCUUCUCCGGAGGGUCUCAGGCGGUGAGUCCGGUGGGGGUCAGCACAGGAUCUGAGGGCAGUGACCCCGUGUGGAGGCCCUGGUAGCUGAAGAGACUCGCGUCAAAGCAGUUAUUGAAUUAUUUCUGUUUUUUAGACUUUUAACAAACUGCACAGACUGUGUCGUGGAGGAUGAACCUGUGACUUUUCCAUUCUGUGGAACCGUGACUCCAACCACUCACUGACAUCAACAACAACUACUCUUUUUCAAAGUUUCGUUUUAUGGAACAGUUGCCUCGCUGUGUGGCAUUUUCUAUUAAUUUAUUGUCUGAUUCCAACAUUUGGAUGUCGGUGAUAAAACGUUGUACAUGCAGAAAGAUUAUAGGACAAAUGUUAUGAAGUACUUUUUAUUAAAAGGUUUUAGUUUUGUACAGAGUUGUUAUGAAUUGUUAUACCAAAGCUGUGUUUUAUAUUCUUCGUUGUUUUGUGUUGAAAAGGAAAAUAACUCAAGUCGGGUGACAUUGUUUUAAUAAAUGACUUUUCAGAAACUGA
This is a messenger RNA of Cynoglossus semilaevis (tongue sole), 1612 nucleotides long. It is a transcript of the gene hes4, whose product is annotated as hairy-related 9. The record is from RefSeq and is a predicted model, not a curated record. The transcript has 4 exons. The coding region runs from base 290 to 1168 and encodes 292 amino acids. Gene Ontology annotation, biological process: regulation of DNA-templated transcription. Lineage: Eukaryota; Metazoa; Chordata; Actinopteri; Pleuronectiformes; Cynoglossidae. Gene Ontology annotation, molecular function: protein dimerization activity; DNA binding.